UGAGGGAGGUGGGCGGAGCGACGCGCCGCACAAGGGUGGACGUCCUUUCUCUUUCCCACCGCGCAGGUGGUGUGUGUUGCUGACCUUUUAGGGUUCCCGGUUGCGCUUCAGUCUCUUCUUUCGUGCUCUAACUUGCAUUGGUCGGUGGACUCGAGGGAAGGACGCAGAAGCCGAGGAAACCUCGCAAUGGACUUGCUGGCCAUUGAGGAUGUGGCCGUGAACUUCACUCUAGAGGAAUGGGCUUUACUAGAUCCUUCACAGAAGAAACUCUACAGAGAUGUGAUGGAGGAAACCUUUAGGAACCUGGCCUCACUAGGAAAAACAUGGGAAGAUCACGACAUUGGAGAUCAGUACAAAAACCAGGGGAGAAAACUAAGAAGUCAUUUGGAAGAGGGAUUCUCUGAGUAUAAAGACAAUAGUCUGUGUGGAGAAAACUUCAGCCUUGUUCCAAAUCUCAAUCUGGACAAGAAAACUCCUGGGUUAAAGCAAUGGGGAUGCAGUGCAUGUGGAAUAGUCUUCAUGGAUCGCUCAUCCCUUAAAAGACACACGAGACAUCACAGUGAACACAAACUGGAAGAGUUUCAAAACUGUGGUGACAAGUUGUAUAAAUGUAAGCACUGUGAUAAAGCCUUUAAUCAUUACACUUCCUUCCUAAUGCACAAAAGAUGCCACACUGGAAAGAAACUGUAUGAAUGUAAAACAUGUUCUAAAGCAUUGAGUUCUCCCAGUUCUCUUCGAGAUCAUCAAAGAACCCACACUUUAGUAAAACCCUAUGAGUGUAAGGAAUGUGGGGAAGCCUUCACAUGGCUCAUAACCUUUCAAAAACACAUGAUAACACACACUGGAGAUGGACCUUAUAAAUGUAAGGAAUGUGAGAAAAUAUUCAUUAAUCCCAGUUCUCUUAAAAUACAUGAAAGGAGUCACACUGGAGAGAAACCCUAUCAAUGUAAACAAUGUGGCAAAGCCUUCAGUUAUUACUACUCCUUACAAGCACAUGGAAGAACUCACACUGGAGAGAAACCUUAUGAAUGUAAACAGUGUGGAAAAGCCUUUAGACGUCAUGAAAGUGUUCAAAUACAUGAGAGAAUUCACACGGGAGAGAAACCUUAUCAGUGUCAACACUGUGAGAAAGCCUUCAGAUAUCACAUUUCUCUUCAAAAGCAUGAAAGGAUUCACACUAGAGCGAAACCAUAUGAGUGUAAAAUAUGUUCUAAAGCAUUUAGUUUCCCCAAAUAUCUUCAAAAACAUGAAAGGUUGCAUGCUGAAGAAAAACGCUAUGAAUGUAAAAUUUGUGGGAAAACCUUCACUUCCUCUUAUAUUCAAGUGCAUGAAAGAACUCACACUGGAGAGAAGCCCUAUGAGUGUCAGGAAUGUGGGAAAGCCUACGUUUGUCUCUCAAGCAUUCGAAGACACAUGAGACUGCACACUGAACAGAAACUGUAUAUAUGUAAAGAAUGUGGGAAGGGCUUCUCUGAUCUCAGUACUUUACGAAAGCAUGAAAGGACUCACUAGAUAAAACCUCUUGGUUUUAUUUAUUUUGGCCGUGCCUGUGGCAUGGGGAAUUUCCUGUGCCAGGGAUGGAACCUGCAUCACAGCAGCAACGCAAGCCACAGCAAUGACAACACCAGAUCCUUAACCCACUGAGCCCCCCAGGGAACUCCAGAGAUUCUUAUUUGUAAACUCUUGGGAAAGACAUCAGUUGGCCCACAUCCUUAGAUGUGAAAACUCCCAUGGAGGAGCAGUGUAAAUGUAAGUAGCACUAGAUAACUUGAUGGAAAGUAAUCUCUGCAUAAUGUUCCAGAAAAACCUUCAAUAUGGAAAAGUUGUUUUAAAAGUUUAUAAAUAUAUUGUAUUUACUAAAGAUUUUUCUGUCUUUUUUUUUUUUUUUUUUUCUGGCUGUGCCUGUAGCAUGCAGAAGUUCUCAAGCCAGGGACCAAGCCCAUGCCAUAGCAGCGACCAGAGCCACUACAGUGACAGCAUUAGACUAAGGAUCUUUCUUAAAGUGUAUUCUUGGAUCAUGGAGUUCUACUAUUUUCAGAAAUGAGUAUUAAUUUGUGUUAAUUCUGUAAGUUGUCUUUCAACAAUAGUUCAUAAGGUUAAAAGUUGGUGGUUUUUCAUUUAAUCAAAUGAUGAUUUUUUUUUUCUUUUCAUUUUGAAGUCUUUUGGAUCUAUGGGUGAAUUAAAGUUCCUUCCUUCCUCCCUUCCUUCCUUCCUUCCUUCCUUCCUUCCUUCUAGUUCCUGGGCCAGGGAUUGAACCCUCACCACAGCAACAACCUGAGUUGCUACAGUGACAACACUGGAUCCUUAACCCACCGCGUCACAGGGGAACUCCUAAAGUAUAUUUCUAAUGUGUAGUUAGGCUUAAACUUUUAUAAUAUUCUGUUCUUUUUGAAAGGGCCAUUGGAAAAUAGCAAUUUGGUAUUUGUUGGAAUUUUCCUAUUGGCCUUUGGGUGGCAGGUCCCAGAUGUCCCUAAUCUGUGACAUAUAUUGUACUGUUUUUACAGAGAAAGAUCCUUUUUUGGAGGUGGUGGGUUUUUCCAUUUUCCAUUCUAUUAAACACUUAGAAUGAAUUUUUGUGUAUGGUAGAGUUGUCUUGAGUACACUUUUGUUAAUUGUGAUUUUCCGGUUUGCUUUUUGUCUUCCCUUCUGACUGGUAUUUGGUGAAUAGAAUUUAAAUUAGGAAAAGAGACUGGUGGGAGUUCCCACUGUGGCUCAGUGGGAUCAGUGGUGGGUCUCUAGUGCUGGGACGCAAGUUUGAUCCCUGGUCUGGCACAGAUGUUUACCCUGGCACAGUGGGGUAAGGAUCUGGCAGUGCCACAGCUGCUGUGUAGAUCACAAAUUGCAACUCACAUCUGAUCCCUGGCCUGGGAACCCCAUAUACCUGGCACCCCCCAAAAAAAAGAAAGAAAUGAGACUUGUGAUGGCACAAAAAAUGUAGAUUUGGGAUAUCUUGUCUGUGAUUAAUGUUAGCUUCUAGAUUUUCCAGAGUCCACACCCUUCAUGAUUCUGUGUUAGAAUUCAUCAGUUGCAUCACUUGAACCGGAUUAAAAGGCAGUACAAAGAAUAAAUUCUUCAGAAUGUAUGUGUUUGGAUCCACCACACUGGGAGAGGGACAGGUGCAUAGGAGGUUUGAGGACACAGUCUUUCAGCUUCUUUUCCAGAUUCUGUGCCCUUGUAGUCAAAAGUAUCCUCAACACCACCAACAAAUGUUUGACACGCACUUUCUUAGAAGUGUAGUUUUCCCCUGAUAGCUUCACAAAUUCAACAUCAAAAUCUGUCAGAAUUUUUUGAGUUUUUCUAUAAUACCUCCCGUUGGAAAGUCAUUCAGAUUUUCAUGGUUGGGAGUAUUGUCUAAUUACCAUCUUCUGCAGGUUAUAUGAUGUCCAGUAUAUAUAGGAAACACCUUUAACAAUUAACAGCGCUAGUGAGUAUGUUUCCCUGGUUUACCAUGAAAUUCACAAUGGUGCAGCCAAAAAGAAUGACAUGGGGAGAUCUCUUGUGACGCAACUAGUUAAGGAUCUGGCAUUGGCAUUGUCACUGCAUUGGCUUGGGUUCGUGUUCUGGCGCAGGUAUGAUCCCUGGCCUCGGAACUUCCACAUGGGUGUGGGAUUAAAAAAAAAAAAAAUGACAUGGGAGUUUGUUUCUCUGGUGUAUUGGGCAGUGGCUGCCUUGACCCAUUGUUUCCAUAUGAUAAUAAGCUGCUUCUUCAUAGCAGGAAGACUGUGUUUCCUGUUGCUUGGCAGAAUAUAAUCCCUAAAUAUGCUUUCAAUUAUGUUUGCUUGUAUGUGAUUAAAAGUAUGUUCAUUUAAAAAAAAA
This is a messenger RNA of Sus scrofa (pig), 3816 nucleotides long. RefSeq lists its product as uncharacterized. Gene Ontology annotation, biological process: regulation of transcription by RNA polymerase II. The record is from RefSeq and is a predicted model, not a curated record. Lineage: Eukaryota; Metazoa; Chordata; Mammalia; Artiodactyla; Suidae. Gene Ontology annotation, molecular function: DNA-binding transcription factor activity, RNA polymerase II-specific; RNA polymerase II cis-regulatory region sequence-specific DNA binding.